AUGGCAUUUUGGUCCAGCACUUCGGUUUUCACCUCUAAAGUGCCCCGGAAAAUCUUAUUCAUGUUCACCCUCUCCCUGUCUGUCACCUACUUGUUCUAUAGCUUGAUGAGCUGCUACAACUCGCUGCAGUUCCCUCUGCAAGAGACCUAUGUGUAUCAGGGGAGGCUGGUGACAGAGGAGACAACUUUUGUGACAUUGAGAGAGAAACUUUAUUCCACUUCCCAGGGCUUUUCUGAAUUCACCGAAUCUGAGAGAACAACCCCGGUAUCCAUCGCGAAAGAACAUGCUGAGGCCGAACAAAGGACAGUGGAGUGGAUUAGGACUCAGCCGUCUCCAACUAAAUCGGCGGCGGCGUAUCACACCACCGCGCUGGAGAGGGAGCACCAGGAAUUCAGCACCACGGACAGCGAACUCAGGGUGAACUGCACCUCGGAUUACGGAGAGAAGAAACUUCCCCAAGCCAUUAUCAUCGGGGUGAAGAAAGGGGGAACCAGAGCCCUGCUGGAGGCUCUCAGGGUACACCCGGAUGUCAGAGCAGUUGGAAAUGAGCCACAUUUCUUUGAUAGGAACUACGAAAAGGGGCUUGACUGGUACAGAGACCUGAUGCCUUCAACGCUGGAGGGGCAGAUCACCAUGGAGAAGACACCAAGCUACUUUGUGACUAACCAUGCCCCCAAGCGCAUCCACUCCAUGGCAAGAGACAUCAAGCUUAUUAUUGUGGUGCGUAAUCCUGUCACUAGAGCCAUUUCAGACUAUACACAGACUUUGUCCAAGAAACCUGAUAUCCCCACCUUUGAGGUUCUGGCUUUUAAGAACCGGACGCUGGGUCUUAUAGAUGCCUCAUGGAGUGCGUUGCGUAUAGGAAUAUAUGCGCUUCACCUGGAGAGCUGGAUGCAGUAUUUCCCACUCUCCCAAAUGCACUUUGUCAGUGGAGAGAGGCUCAUUGUUGAUCCUGCUGGUGAGAUGGCCAAAGUGCAGGACUUCUUGGGACUGAAGCGGAUUGUCACAGACAAACACUUUUACUUUAAUAAAACGAAAGGAUUUCCAUGUCUAAAGAAGCCAGAGGACAGCAGCACUCCCAGAUGCCUUGGCAAGUCUAAAGGGAGAACUCAUCCUAAAAUUGACCCGGAUGUGAUUCGGCGGCUGCACAAGUUCUACAAGCCCUUUAACAUGAUGUUCUACCAAAUGACUGGUCAGAACUUUGAAUGGGAGCUGGAGGAGGACAGCGAAACUCGUAGCUCUCAGGACUAGCAUGGCACGGCUCAGCCACACCACCAGCCUUCUCACUAAAACUAACCUUGUCCGGCUUCGUCUUCAGAGAGUGCUUGAGCACGCCAAUCAAUCAUGGCUGUCUUUGCAGUGUCUGUACCCAUUAGCAAGAGUUUACUGACAUGCUUUUUCUUGAUGAUGGCAGAUCAUUAUUGUAUAUACUAAACAUAAAAUAUAUUUAUAUUUGUGUAAAUGAGAUGAUUUAUUCCUUUUGGGUUUAAAGCAUACAACUGAUAUAAAAAAAAAAUCAUGUUGACUAUGGCAAUGCAUGCGAUGAGUUAAGUGUCCUUACCUCAUGAGCCCUAAGGGUAAACUCUGCCUGUUUCUUCUCCCUUUACUUUCCUGCAGUUUGUUGCCCUC
Messenger RNA from Oreochromis aureus, 1629 nucleotides. It is a transcript of the gene hs3st4, whose product is annotated as heparan sulfate (glucosamine) 3-O-sulfotransferase 4. The transcript has 2 exons. Gene Ontology annotation, molecular function: [heparan sulfate]-glucosamine 3-sulfotransferase activity. Lineage: Eukaryota; Metazoa; Chordata; Actinopteri; Cichliformes; Cichlidae. The record is from RefSeq and is a predicted model, not a curated record. The coding region runs from base 1 to 1251 and encodes 416 amino acids.